Messenger RNA from Sus scrofa (pig), 1966 nucleotides. The record is from RefSeq and is a predicted model, not a curated record. Lineage: Eukaryota; Metazoa; Chordata; Mammalia; Artiodactyla; Suidae.
UUUUUUUUUUUUUUUUUAGUUCCGCUGGUAAUUCUAACAUGGCCAGGUUGAGAGCCACUGACUUAAAUGAGAAGUUAACCUUCCAUCUAUCCUAUCUAAGGCAGUCAAGUCAAAACAAAGAUCACUUCUCUAGCCAAAAUAACAAUAACAACAGAUCUAUCCCUGUUCUAGACUCUAUGGCUUAGGACUGAAAUGUUGCCAGCUUCAGAGGCUCAUGGCAGCAUCUGGUACAAUGUACACCUUGGGUGAAUGAGCAGAAAAGAAAGCCAGCUACAUACCUGGCGCUCUUCAUGUUUGCCGUGCACCUCAAUCACAUCUCCCAACACCUUGACCUUGAGUUCCUCGGGGGAGAAGUGCUUCACAUCCAGGUUGACAGAGAAUCUGUCCUUCUCCAGACGCAUCUAAAAACAGCAAGGUGGGGCAGGGGUAGCAGAAAAAGUGGUAAGAAUGGGGAUUACACUAAUACAGCCUCAUCAUUCUGCAGACUUGCUUUCUGCUCGGGUAGUUGGUCCUCCCCUUUUAAGCUAAAAAUCCUUUUUUGAAUAAACAUGGUUCUCUGGUUCAGGGGGCACACCACUUGGUCAUCAGGCCCAAACUUUAUUUACAGGGAAAAAGGCCACUCAGGGGAUAAAUCGCAAGGAUGGGUCUGGGCAUGGCUUCUGCUGCUUCUCUGACCCAAUGCCUGGCCUUGUCAUUUGUCUGUGGUACAAAGGCUGCUUCUUCUUGCUCAGGUCUCUGCCAAGUUUCCCACCCACUCAAUCUGGAAUGUUCUGCUGGCUCUGAUUGUCCUUCCAAAGCCCUUGUCCACUCAGCUCCUGUUUAUUUACACUUGAAAAAUUUUAAACCAGAGUGUUAUCUGUGACAGCUUCUGUCAACCUUAUCUGUUCCCCUCAUUUUCCCACACUCCUAGGACAAGUUGGGGGGUCAGAAAACUGGACCUAUAUUCUUUCCUCGUGAGCCUCGGACCCAGGCCAGUGCCCUGUCACAGCCUUGAGAAACCUGGAAAAUCACAGAAGAGGGAGUGGAAGACAAUAGUGGUUGCUGUCUCCAGCUGCACGCAGCAGGGAUGAGGCUCGGCACUAUUUUGGGUGGUGUAGACCCCGCCCCCACUCCGAACGCACCCUGGCCCUACGGCGGCAGCUGGAGGGGUCCCGCUGCGACUGUUGGGGCCGCACCUCGGACCUGAGCCGCCGCCGCAUCUGCAGCCAUGUCGGGCCGCUCGGUGCCACAUGCCCACCCGGCCACCACUGAGUACGAGUUUGCCAACCCGAGCCGCCUGGGUGAGCAGCGCUUCGGGGAAGGCCUCCUGCCAGAAGAGAUCCUGACCCCCACCCUCUACCACGGCUACUACGUCCGGCCACGGGCAGCCCAAGCGGCGGAGGGCAGCAGGGCGGGGGCCUCGGAGCUUCGGCUUAGUGAGGGCAAGUUCCAGGCCUUUCUGGAUGUGAGCCACUUCACCCCAGAUGAGGUGACCGUGAGGACUGUGGACAACCUGCUGGAGGUGUCUGCCCGGCACCCCCAGCGCCUGGACCGCCACGGCUUCGUGUCCCGAGAAUUCUGCCGCACCUACGUCCUGCCUGCGGAUGUGGACCCCUGGCGCGUCCGCGCCGCGCUCUCCCAUGACGGCAUCCUCAACCUGGAGGCGCCUCGGGGUGGCCGACAUUUGGACACAGAGGUCAAUGAGGUCUACAUCUCCCUGCUCCCUGCACCUCCUGAUCCAGAGGAAGAGGAGGAGGCAGCCGGCGUUGAGCCCUGAAUGUCACAGACCCAGCACCCAGUUGAACCCCUUGCUAGCCCCCGCCCCCACGGUGAUACGGAGCAGCUGCCCACCACCCUAGAGGUAGCAGCAUCCUUGGGGGAAGGGUGAAGUGCAUGGUCCACAAUGUAUGGUUUGGUCCCUUGGGACGUGUCAUAGCGUUUUUUCGUUUAGUUUAGGGUGGAGCUGAAUAAACCCAAAUCUCAGGGC